AUGGACAUUGAGGGUGUGGAAGGAGCGAUCAUUGGCUGCGAGUUGCCGCCCACGCUUUUAGCAGCACGAAAUGCAGGAAACAAGUCAUCAUCAUUCAACCCAAAUGAGCUCGCACAAGAUGAAGUGAAGGGAACCUGCUUCUACGACCUACCACCCGAGCUGCGAAACUACAUCUACGAACUCGCCAUGGUCGACAAGCUUCAAACCAACUUCAUAGUGGCACCCCUCACUCCAGUACACAACCAAUUCCAAGAGCCCAAACUGCUCCAAGCCAGCAAACAAGUCCGCACCGAAGCAGGAGCCAUGUUCUACCGCAGCAACAAAUUUUUCAUCAACAUCGACAGCCACGGCUAUUCCAUCAAGAGCUAUAUGGGCCAUGCCCUCCGCUGGAUUCGCAUGAUCUGUCACUUCAAUGGCGAACAAGCUUUCAACGACCUCCAUAUGUGUUUCGCUUUCGAUUGCGACAGCACCUCAGGACAAGUCGCGGAGCUAAUGGGUUUGAAGUAUAUGACGGGCUUAAGGAUCGGAUUUUUGUCGCGUCUCCGGCAGAAGCAAGAUGUCAAAGCGCUCAAGGAUCAAGGCGGUGGAAUGUUUGUCUCGUGCAAUAAGUGGAGCAUGAAGAAGAUUUUGUUCGCGAGGCAGAUGAUGGAGGCUGCCGCUGAGGCUCGUCACGCGGGGUGGAGUUUGGUGGAGUUAAGUGAGGAGUAUCAGAAGCAUACUUCGCAGUCACAUCAGCCGAAGGCUGCCCGGUUUUUCGAGGAGCCGGGAGAGGUGUACUUUCCUAUUACAAGGUAG
This is a messenger RNA of Cercospora beticola, 795 nucleotides long. RefSeq lists its product as uncharacterized. Lineage: Eukaryota; Fungi; Ascomycota; Dothideomycetes; Mycosphaerellales; Mycosphaerellaceae. The record is from RefSeq and is a predicted model, not a curated record.